Messenger RNA from Doryrhamphus excisus (bluestripe pipefish), 3346 nucleotides. Its product is annotated as gap junction delta-2 protein-like. Gene Ontology annotation, molecular function: gap junction channel activity. Lineage: Eukaryota; Metazoa; Chordata; Actinopteri; Syngnathiformes; Syngnathidae. Gene Ontology annotation, cellular component: connexin complex. Gene Ontology annotation, biological process: cell-cell signaling. The record is from RefSeq and is a predicted model, not a curated record.
UUAGGUUGGAGGGGGGAGUCAAGAUGAUGGAGCACAGAAAUAUGCUUGACAGGACAGCUCUUCAUGUGCCGCAGACAUGACUCUAAGCACUGGAGUGUGCUCAAAUUAGCAAAAGGGGGACAAGACAGGACGGAAGGUCUGCAGCACCUUGGUUCAGCCUCACUGGAUGCAGCAAGGCAGCUGAUUUAUUGCUAGGGGGCUGGGUGGCAGCGUACAUGUGUGUGUUAGUGUAUACGAGUGUGUGUGUGUGCAGUUUUUUUAUGAGUCCUUGCACUGUAGCGCUUGGAGCUUUGGGAGAGACCAUUCCUCCAGUCAUAAAAUGACAUUCAGCAGGCAGGAGCUGUGUGUAUGCUGGUGUGGCUCUGCAGUCCUCAGUAGGAAGUAGGAGACUCUAGAUUCGGAGCUUUUACCCAGUGCAAGUGGCUUUGUUUACGCUGCUCUGCACUGAGGUCUUUAGGUGAGAGUAGCAAAAGACAAUGCUAGGAGGAGAGGAGCACUGAUGGCAGGGAGGCCAGCUGAUGUAGCAGAGGAGCAAAGAAAGGGAAGCAGAAAAGAGAGGGUGAUCAUGGCUGUCAAACAGUGAGCUAUAGCAUAUGCUGUAGUGCAGAACAGAGUGGUGCGGCAGGGGAGGACAAGCAUCACUGCACAGGGAAAGGAGGGGGGGUGAAGGCGAAGAGAGAGCCUGGGAGAAAGGGGGUGGGGGGGAGAGAAGAACGCAAUCAGAUUAGCACCUCUCCACCACUGUCAAGAGAAUCAUAGCACUACAAGCCUGGAGGAAGCACAAAAACAUCUCCCAAGGCCAGGUGUAAAGGUCAAAAGGGAGCUGGUGCAGCACGGAGGGGGACUACAGGCAACGGGCAGGGGGGGCCAUAGUGGAUGUGCCCCCACCGACCAAAGAGCAAAGCAAGGAAGAAAGAUCGAGUACCCGGUUUGGUGUGACCCCCCUGACACCUCACCAUGGGAGAGUGGACCAUUUUGGAGAGGCUGCUGGAGGCGGCUGUCCAGCAGCACUCUACUAUGAUUGGCAGGUGGCCAGAAAAAGGAGACCAAAGGGAUGUCCGUGUUGCUCUCUUUCUACUGGAUGUGAUCCUGCUGACAGUGGUGGUGAUCUUCCGCAUCCUGAUAGUGGGCAUAGUGGGCGAGAAGGUGUACGAGGAUGAGCAGACUAUGUUCAUCUGCAACACCAUGCAGCCUGGCUGCAACCAGGCUUGUUAUGACAAAGCCUUCCCCAUCUCGCACAUACGCUACUGGGUCUUUCAGAUCAUCCUGGUGUGCACGCCCAGCCUGUGCUUCAUCACCUACUCUGUCCACCAGUCAGCCAAAGCCCGGGACCGCAGCUACUCCCUCCUGCAUCCUUACAUGGACCACCAUGGUCACGGUCACCACGGCCGUCAUCACGACCAUCACGCACGCAAGCUUCACGCCCGAAACAUCAACGGCAUUCUGGUACACCCCGACAGCAGUAAGGAGGACCAUGACUGUUUGGAAGUCAAAGAGAUCCCCAACGGACCUCGAGGGCUCCCUCAAACGCACAAGAGCGCCAAAGUGCGACGCCAGGAAGGAAUAUCCCGUUUCUAUGUCAUCCAGGUGGUCUUCCGCAACGCGCUGGAGAUCGGCUUCUUGGCGGGCCAGUACUUCCUGUACGGCUUCAACGUACCGGGAAUGUUUGAGUGCGACCGUUACCCAUGCGUGAAGGAGGUGGAGUGUUACGUGUCCCGUCCCACCGAAAAGACCGUCUUUUUAGUCUUCAUGUUUGCUGUCAGUGGCAUUUGCGUGGUGCUCAACCUGGCGGAGCUCAACCACCUCGGCUGGCGGAAGAUAAAGACGGCCAUCCGGGGUGUGCAAGCCCGGAGGAAGUCCAUCUGCGAAGUGCGCAAGAAGGACGUGUCCCACCUGUCUCAGACCCCCAACCUGGGCAGGACCCAGUCCAGCGAGUCGGCCUACGUCUGACAGAGGCUUCUCUGCCUGGGGGCUCAAGGUCGUCUGACAUUUGGACAAAAGCUAUGGCCCUGGACCCCCGAGCAUAAGGGCACAAAAAGUCACCUCUGCAUUAUUACUAUGAAGGAGCACAGACGGACUAUGUGCUUUAAGUAAAGACACUGACCUUGGUGCUGCUCGAGCUCCUUGGUAAAAAUGGAGAGUUCUACUCUGCCUAGGUGACACUAGGUGCCUUUAAGAACCCAACAGACAUAAAUGAGCAAUUUAAUAAUACUAAAAUACUGUAAAGGUUGAUUCAAUUGCAUAAAGCAAUGCCCCUUAUUAUUUGCCUUUGUUGUAGCUUAUGAAUAAUCCUCCGAUUUUGCGAAUAUGUGCACAUAUGCAAAAACCACGCGUGUGCAUGCGUACGCAUGAGUGUAGGGGAACAAAAGCCAAUCUCUGACAUGAGUCGGAAAAUUGAAAUGAUAAUCUGAGAUGCUGAAGGAAAGACUCGUACAUCUCAUUUUUAUUCAAUGAUGAAAUUCCACACUAAAUAUAGCGGCACUACAGUAAAACGUGUUCACCAUCUACUCCAAACGGCCCUUGCUGCUUUUGCCACCGAUUUGGCAACAUUUGCUGCUGUGCUACCACAACAAAGUCAGUGAAACACACUCACGCACUGAAGAUGAGUCACACUUUUACCUCCCGACACUGUGUUACACACCUCAGUGCUCAUGAUGCCUGCAAGGUUGGACGUUUACUCUCACAAGCAAGAAAAAAAAAACUCAAGAAACGCGUGCCGGUGUUUCCACUUUGUGCGUCCGAUCACCAUCCGUGGGCACAACACGCACAUAUUUUCAAUCCAACAGGAAAAAAAAGCAUAUAUAUCGUUGUCACACGUUUUAAGCUUUUUCACAAGCAGAUUUGGUGCCAUAUUUCAAAGGUACUGUACAUAUAAGACGUAUAGGAAUGACCUUUGAUGGCUUUCACUUGAGAAUUAAGCUGGUCAUGAAGAAGAAUCCUAGAUGAGCAGCUUUAAUAAUGUGUAUUAUCAAUGUGCUCUUUGUUAAGCCUUCACCCUUCUGAUAGAAACUAUAUGUUCUGAAAAGUGUCUCCCGCCCUAUGGACUGAAAAAGGCAUGUUAAAGAAGCAUAACUAGAAUGGAUAGAUUAAGACAUAUAACUUAUGAAGAGUUUUAUUUAUUUGCAUCCUGCUCCUGUGAAUUGUACUCAGCAUGCAUUACGAUGAAAACUAUUACGAGAUACAUAGCCUCCCGUUGAGGGGGAAUAUUGAAAGUGAAUAUUUGAAAGGCUCCCAAACUGCAGCAAUAAUAUUAAUAUAUAAUAUGUGAAAAGAAAUUAAUGAAUAAAUGAUUAUGCAAACUGUUUUUGGCCUCUUUGUCCAGCCAUCCAUCAUUCUUAAGGCUAUU